This is a messenger RNA of Epithele typhae, 1302 nucleotides long. Its product is annotated as AAA-domain-containing protein. The transcript has 8 exons. Gene Ontology annotation, biological process: endosomal transport; vacuole organization. Bases 1 to 1302 code for a protein of 433 amino acids. Gene Ontology annotation, molecular function: ATP hydrolysis activity; ATP binding. NCBI's taxonomy places the organism in Eukaryota, Fungi, Basidiomycota, Agaricomycetes, Polyporales, Epitheliaceae. The record is from RefSeq and is a predicted model, not a curated record.
AUGUCCCACAAUUUAGACAGGGCGAUAGAGAUCGUGCAGGGCGCGAUCGAAUUCGACAAGAAGCAAGACUACGAUGAGGCCUACAAGCUGUACUCCAAUGCUCUCGACUACUUCAUGCUCGCGCUCAAGUACGAGAAGAACGAGCGGUCGAAGAAGCUGAUCAAGUCGAAGUUCAACGAGUACCUCGCGCGCGCCGAGACCCUCAAGGAGCACAUCCAGAGCAAGGAGGACAAGCGUGCCAAGAAGGCCAUCGGGGUCAACGGCGCGAGUGGUGGUUCCGGAGGAGGAGGCAAAGGCCCAGGCAAGGACGACGGGGACGACCAGGACCCGGAGGUCAAGAAGCUGCGCGCAGGGCUCGCGAGCGCGAUCGUGUCCGAGAAGCCGAACGUCAAGUGGGAGGACGUCGCGGGGCUGGACGCGGCGAAGGAGGCACUCAAGGAGGCGGUCAUCCUGCCGAUCAAGUUCCCGCACCUGUUCACGGGCAAGCGGACGCCGUGGCGCGGGAUCCUGCUGUACGGCCCGCCGGGGACGGGGAAGAGCUUCCUCGCGAAGGCGGUCGCGACGGAGGCGAACGGGACGUUCUUCAGCGUGAGCUCGAGCGACCUGGUGAGCAAGUGGCAGGGCGACUCGGAAAGGUUGGUGAAGCAGCUGUUUGAGAUGGCGCGAGAGAACAAGCCGGCGAUCAUCUUCAUUGAUGAGGUGGACUCGCUCGCGGGCACUCGUAACGAGUCCGAGUCGGAGGGCUCGAGGCGCAUCAAAACGGAGUUCCUAGUGCAGAUGAAUGGCGUGGGGCACGACGAUACGGGAGUGUUGGUGCUCGGGGCAACAAACAUUCCGUGGCAGUUGGACAACGCUAUCAAGCGACGGUUUGAGAAGCGCAUAUACAUCCCUCUGCCCGGUCCUGAAGCCCGAAGACGAAUGUUCGAACUCCAUGUCGGAGAUACCCCUUGCGAGUUGGCGAUGAAAGACUAUCGUCUUCUUGCGGACAACACGGACGGGUACUCGGGCUCCGAUAUCGCCAUCGUCGUCAGAGAUGCUCUCAUGCAGCCUGUCCGGAAGGUUCUCUCGGCAACCCACUUCAAAUACGUGGCCGACGUCAAAAAGUGGACGCCAUGCUCUCCUGGUGAUCCUGACGCCGAAGAGAAGUCUUGGACGGAGAUUGAGAGCGACGAGCUCCAGGAACCGCCUCUGCGCAUAGCCGAUUUCAUGAAAUCGCUCGACAACGUACGGCCGACUGUCACCGCAGAUGAUAUCAGGAAGCACGAUGCAUGGACACUGGAAUCCGGGAACGAGGGGUCAUGA